UAAAGCGAGAUAACGGGCCGAAGACAGCGGGCUAAAACUUUUUAUUCUGACAUGUUGAAGCAAUGACUUUCGUGUAAGUAUAAGCCUGGGACAGGGAUCCCGGCGAAUGAAUUGGGUCUGUGCUGGAAGAAGAGAGAGAAGUGCUCAUAUCGGGGUGUGGAAAACCGGACGGCGCAUUCACAGUAGAUCCAGAACAAGUUUGCCUUUCCCAAAAGUAACAGUGGAAGAGUAAAAGUUACAAACUUACAACAUGAGCUUGUUGUCUGCAAUAGACACCAGUACCUCAGUGUACCAGCCUGCACAGCUUCUCAACUGGGUUUACCUUUCUUUACAAGACACACAGACGAGUGCCUUCGAUGCCUUCCGACCAGAGCCCAACUCUUCCCAUCCGGACCUGAACUACAGCAAAACCCCUGCCAAUGAUCUGAGCUCCUCUCUCAACUCCAACUAUCUCAACAAUCUCUUUCAGCUGCAGAGGAAUGAGGCCCUGAACAAUGGUUUAUACAAAAACGUGUCCCCGUACGGCUCUCUCAACAACAUAGUGGACGGGUUGAACUCUUUAACGGACCACUUCUCCGACCUCUCCCUCUCCUGUGAGCCGCGCAAGCCCAGCAAGAGACCUCCACCAAACUACCUGUGCCAUCUCUGCUUCAAUAAGGGACACUAUAUCAAAGACUGCCCUCAGGCCAGACCCAAAGGCGAAGGAUUGACUCCAUAUCAAGGCAAGAAGAGAUGCUUUGGUGAAUACAAGUGCCCCAAAUGCAAGAGGAAGUGGAUGAGUGGAAACUCCUGGGCCAACAUGGGACAGGAAUGCAUCAAGUGCCAUAUCAAUGUUUAUCCUCAUAAACAGCGUCCUUUAGAGAAACCCGAUGGGCUGGACGUUUCCGACCAGAGCAAGGAGCACCCGCAACAUCUGUGCGAGAAAUGCAAAGUCCUGGGCUACUACUGCCGUCGUGUGCAAUAAGGAGGUCCCCGUCGUCGUAUUACUUCCUCUGCCCCCUCCACCCCCUUUGCUUUGCCUACUAAGCGCUCCGAGAAAAGUGAAAAGUGCCAAAAUGUAAAUAUUUCUAACGAUAGUAACGCCUUUGUGUAUCAGCAUGCGUCACAUUUAUUGGUCAUAUGUGUAUAGUGGACAAUUGAAUAUGUUUGGAACAGAUGUCACUGACAGUAUUCGUAUCCGUCCAGGGCACGGUGGAUUACCUCACCGCUGCGUCCUCUGAUCGUGUGUUUACAGACUUUCCCUUCAUUCUCCUUGCUUAGUGAACGACGUGUCGAGCGAUGUUAUGGCGUUAGUUCACUCAGCCAAGGGCCCAUGUGCCUUUUACAGAGUUUUGGGUCAACAGCACAUCAUGUUAACUGUGAAUUAACAGAGGGAUAAUGGACUUUCCAUCCCUAGCUUUUGUGUCACAUAUUUAUUUGUUAUGUUUGUAUAUUGUAUCUAUAUUGUAGUGCAAUUGAAUUGACUAAACUGGGAUAACUACAUCUGUGUUUAUAUAUCUAGAACCCCACCUCUUGCCAUUAGAAACUACUGUAGAAUAGAAUUGUCUCAUGCUUCGGUCUAGAUGCGUUGUUUGUUUAUUUCACGUACUUGUAUGAAUUGCCAAACGUUAGAUCAUUUCGUGAAGUCGCUACAUGUAGCGCUGAAGAAAACACCCAAAUGUCAAGUUCAAUCAAGUUGUUGGCAACUAUGCAAAACCAUAACAUCUUAGGCAGAUUCGUCUGUUUUCAUCGACGCUGUCAUAUUGUCUCUACGUUUUAUGAAGUGUGUUGAUGAUCAAAACCAAGCCAUGGCUAGACGAUUCGCAGAACUGAGCACAACAUCACCGUCCUUUGAAAUGUGAUCAUGCACGUUGUAAAUUGUUGCCAGAGAACUGCUUUGACUGUCUUAGGAACCCAGAUAAAGCUCGUUCUUUUUUUUUGUAGUACAGGGUCAAACAUUGAGCUUUUUGGUCCAGAUGCUACCAGUUCGAAAGCGUUCCUUAACAUGACACCUGUUCCAGAGUUUAUUUGCCUCAGGAUGAAGAGUGUGUUUGAAUUACACAUGAUGAACCAUUCUUAUAUAUAACACUGCUGUGAGGCACAGCCUCGGUAUCUUUUCAUGGUGUGCAAACAUUCAUUUAUAACAUUCAGAUUUAAUAGUUCCCUUGCACUGAAAAGUGUUGAAAUAAUGCAUUUUUACACAAUCGUUGUGAUGAUGAAAUGAAAUCUAGGUUAAAGGAACAGUUCACCAAAAAAUAAAAAUUCUGUCUUCAUUUACUCACCUUCGAGUAUCUGUAUAAAUGUCUUUGUUCUGAUGAACACAGAGAAAGAUAUUUGGAAGAAUGCUUGUAACCAAACAGUUCUUGGCCACCAUUGACUACCACAGUAGGAAGAAUUGCUUUAUACAUUUCUUUGUUCUGUUGAACACAAAAGAAGAUAUUUUGAAGAAUGUAGGAAAGCAAACCAUUCUGAGGCACUUUUGACUACCAUUGUCACUUUUCCUACUAUGGUGGCUACGAACUGUUUGGUCACACGCAUUCUUCCAAAUAUCUUUCUCUGUGGUCAACCAAACAAAGAAAUAUAUACAGAUUUGGAACAACUUGAGGGUGAGUAAAUGAUGACAAAAUUUGUAUUUUUGUGUGAACUGUACUGUAUAUGUGCAUUAUGUACGUUUUAUACGCAUUGCCAAACCCAACAUGAGUGUAGAUUUAUACAAGCUUAGUUGCAUAACAAUUGAUUAAUUCACCCUGUUAAAACUGUGAUUUUGGGGAAGGAUUUUCUAUCUGGGUGGGCAAUAUGUGAUUAUAAAGGGAAAGGAUGGUAAAGUAAGUCAUUUCGAAGAGUCUUUGGAGAUGUAUAAUGACACUUUGGGUACAUUCGAUUGGACGUUUUAGCGAGACAUAAGUCUCAACGAGAGCAUGAGGAUGGGAUUUCUACAUGAUGAAACAGCUUGUUGAAACAGUUGUUUACCUCGUUUUACAGCUUACAUGAAGUACUAAUUGGUCAUAUUUGACUUUAUGUCCCAGGAUCAUCUUAUAUUAAAUGUACAGUAGCUUUACAUGUUUGGAUAGUGGAGAGAUUUUGUGAGAAUUUUCUAAUUGAUUCUUGAUGUACAUAUGAAGUCAAACCCAUUUAAUGCUAAAUACAAUGUGUAUAAUUGUUUACUUAACUUUGGAGUCCACAUAUUAUGUUUUGUCUGAAUAUUAGUUUCAUUCAUAGGGAUGAACUCUGCUUGAUAUUAAUCUUGUGUGAAGGGAAUGUCUCUAGUGCCUUAGUUGAGUCACUCGGCUCGGUUAUGACAAGUCUGGAUUUUCAGUAACAGAUGUCAUGUGUGAUACUGUGGAAGAGAACUAUUCGAUGCCGCCUUCUCGUUACUUCAGCAUAGAAUUUGUAGAUUUUCUGAUGUUAAAUUGAAUCAAACAAUCAUCCAGGGAGUCGAUUUUUAGAUCACUUUAGAUUUUCAAAAACAAGAACUUGUUAGUUCCUUGAACGUCAUUAUCGUUUGUGAGAGCCUGUAUUUCUCAUGGCUCCACUGUGUGUGUACGUUCCUCCGCGCCAACGUUUACGUCAAGCCUCAUUUCAGCUGGAAUGAGUUCCUCUGCUUUUUGAUAAACACCGUAAUGAAUGGCGUAAUGAAAAUAAGCAGCGAAAUGAACGAUUACUGCGGAUUCAUCGUAAUCAUUGUGGAUACUCUACACUUAAAGGUUUCCUUGCAUCAUUGGGAUCAAUGUCAUUCAUCAUCAGUUCUGUAAUUCUGAAUAGAUGAUCUAAGCACCACUAGAGCAAGGCUUCAUUAUAAAACUCGCUUUGUUAGGUCACAUUAAAAUAGUUGCGUUGCACUUUGUACAAGACUCAGAUUUUCCUCAUUUGCUAAAAUGAAACGGGCCUAAGUUUUGUAAAUGUUGAAUGCAGAUUGACACAAAUGGAAUUGAUUAUUUGUUUGCGAGCUUUCCGUGAUGUUUUAGUGUUCUAACGUUCCUCUCUGCUUUACUGAAGAAGACAGAGCUUGUGGUAUUGAGAAAGAGCGUACUUGCAUUUAAAACUAUACAAAGUGCUUUUUGCGCAUGUGGUUUUUGUCUUGAAAUACAUAUACUUGACUUUUAUAGCUCACUUUCAGUAUAAACGUGUUAUUUUCUAUUCUAUUAAAGGUAUGUGUAUUUUGGAAACAAUAUAGAGAUUUUGGAGCAAUUUGACAAGAUUUUCGUUCCCUUAUAAAGAAACAAGUAUGUGUUUUGUGUAUAUAUUCGAUAGCCAUCAUUAUCAAGUUAGCUAUUUCAAAAUGUUACGAUGCAAUAUUUGUGUGUGAAAAAGGGCAACUUGCUGGGAGUUUUUGUUUCCUUUGAUGUUUUGCAGUAAUCUUAUAUCCUACAGAAAUAUUUAUGGAAGGAUUUUGUUCUUUUUUUGUUUUACAAUUAAAUUCUUUUGUAUAAAAUAUGCAACAAAAGCUACUCUAUGAAGAAAAUAUUGAUGAUUACAUAGAAUAUUAUUCAAAGGUUGGUACAUAUUAUGCCCUUACAAGCCAUUUUAUUUGUGUUUGGUUAUUCUAGAUGUUAUUGGUAUAUAUAUUAACCUUGUUUAGAAUAUUGGUGUGUUUGCAAUACAGCAUGGAUGUUAUGAGUUGCAGUUAUGUGAUAGUUACAACACUUUGUUUUAAUGUUACAAACAGCUCUUUUAACAUAACAGAGACCGACUGACACACUGUAAGUCGUAUAUGCAAAACGUGACAAAAGAUGUGACUAACUCCAGAGAAGACUUUUACAUUAACCAUUGUUGCAAUAAAUUAGGUCCUUACUGUAUGAAACUGUGAGCUCCAGUUAGGCAUGUCUCCAGUUACUGCCAAGCCCAGGAAUGAUGUUGAAAUAUUUCCUUCAUGUGUCAAAACGAAAAAAAAAGAUAUAUUUUCAAAGUAUCUGGGACUGAUGUUUGCAUGUGCAUGUUUUUUUAAUGAUUCAAGAACUAGAAUUUGUGCAAUGUAUUCUUAUUUAAAAUACAUGUUUAGUUCCUGGCAAGAUAUAGUUUUUGUAGAAUACACCUAGUUGUUAGUCAUUAAUAAAUGCCUUUAUUCACUGCUAGUAUUACAGAAUGUACUGAUUUAACCCUCAUGUUGAUAAACUCAUAUUUGUAAAGUCUGUAAAAUAUUUGUCGUCAUAUUGAUCAUAUUGGAUUGGACGGAGUGACGAGAUUUGAAGGAAAGUAUCACAUUGUGAGGUGAGAUCAAAUCUGUUGCUUAUCGUCCAUGAAACGGCAUUCCGAUAUGUGCCUUAUUUGUUAGUUAGGAAAACUGAAGACUGUGCUUUUAGAUGUUUGUUCAAUUAAAAAUGACUA
Molecule: messenger RNA, 5304 nt
Organism: Triplophysa rosa
Lineage: Eukaryota; Metazoa; Chordata; Actinopteri; Cypriniformes; Nemacheilidae
Gene: zcchc24
Product: zinc finger, CCHC domain containing 24
Exons: 4
Coding region: 251-964 (237 amino acids)
Molecular function (GO): zinc ion binding; nucleic acid binding
Source: RefSeq, a predicted model, not a curated record